This is a messenger RNA of Melanaphis sacchari, 843 nucleotides long. Its product is annotated as stress response protein NST1-like. The record is from RefSeq and is a predicted model, not a curated record. Bases 1 to 843 code for a protein of 280 amino acids. NCBI's taxonomy places the organism in Eukaryota, Metazoa, Arthropoda, Insecta, Hemiptera, Aphididae. The transcript is spliced from 4 exons.
AUGGAACUUAACCUGGAAAACCUGGAUAUAGUCAAGAAAUAUUAUGUAGAUUUAGUUGCCCUUAAAGAAGUGAGAUGGCCAGGACCUGGACAUCUCAAAUCAGAUAAUAUGACAAUAUUUUACAGUGGAAGCGGUAAUGGAAGACACGAACACGGAGUAGGUUUUAUUGUAAAAGAGUCCUUAGUAAAACCAGUAAAGAAAUUCGAAGCAGUUGAUGAUCGACUAUACUAUAUACUAAUUGAAGGGAAACCCUCUAAUAUAGCAAUAAUUAACUGUUAUGCACCAACUGAAACAGCAGAUAACGAUUAUAAAGACUCUUUCUACGAUAAUCUAGAAAGAGUAUAUGACAUGAUACCCAGUAGCUACAUAAGAAUUCUAAUUAGAGACCAAAAUGCUCAAGUAGGGCAUAAGAGAUACAAAUCUAGUGUUAGACAAGUGAGAAGUUAUAGAGGAGCUGAAGUCAUAUCAUCAUUUAGAACCAAACUGGCUAAUAGUUGGAAGCAGAAAAAACUAAAAGGUAGAACCCGCCUGAAAAUAGAAAACACUAAGGAUCGAGAAAAAGUGAAAUCAUACCGAGAAAUACUAAAUAAUGAACUAAUGAAAAUACCUCAAAAUACAGACCAAAACCUUGAAGAAACUUGGAAAAUAGUUAAAGAUUCAAUAAACAAAUCAGCUGAAGAAGCUAUAGAAAGACGUGCAGAAGCAAGAUUAAAAAUUAUGCAAGACCCAUCUCCUGACAAUAUAGAAGAAUUUGUUAAAAACAAAAAAGCCGCAAGCAAAAUAUUGGGACAGGAAAAAAGAGAAGCGGAAAAAAGGAUUUAUUCAAAAAAUAGAAGAACAUAG